Molecule: messenger RNA, 213 nt
Organism: Geodia barretti
Lineage: Eukaryota; Metazoa; Porifera; Demospongiae; Tetractinellida; Geodiidae
Source: the annotation of a GenBank genome assembly
AUGAUUCUGAACGCGACCGAAGCGCAGGGGACUCCAUUCGAGACCGGGGACAUCGUGGUCGUAACGCAGAAGGUGGUGUCCAAGGCGGAAGGGCGCACGGUCGAACUGUCUGCGGUGGAACCGUCCGACUUCGCGCGUGAAUUCGCCCUACGCGCCGGGCGCGAUGCCCGGCUCGUCGAGUUGGUGCUUCGUGAGAGUACCGGGAUAUCGUAG